Molecule: messenger RNA, 3437 nt
Organism: Centruroides sculpturatus (bark scorpion)
Lineage: Eukaryota; Metazoa; Arthropoda; Arachnida; Scorpiones; Buthidae
Product: multidrug resistance-associated protein 4-like
Exons: 21
Coding region: 46-3165 (1039 amino acids)
Biological process (GO): transmembrane transport
Cellular component (GO): membrane
Molecular function (GO): ATP binding; ABC-type transporter activity; ATP hydrolysis activity
Source: RefSeq, a predicted model, not a curated record
CAAGCAGCUGUAUUGGGAGACGAAAGAUUGAAUCUGUUGAACGAAAUGAUUGCUGAUAUGAGGUUAAUCAAGAUGUACACCUGGGAAUUGCCAUACGCCGCACUAAUAGAAAAAAUCAGAGUGAAUGAAAUGAAAAAAAUUCGAAAGUUUCUAUAUGCAAGCGGAAUAUCGUAUAUAUUGGCGUAUCCUAUGUCGAAAUUAUUCAUUCUCCUCGCAUAUCUCGCAUUUUUUUUAAAUGGAGGACAACUAAAUACCGAAAUUAUAUUCGUUACAAUGACUUUCUCAAUGUAUAUCGCUUGCCAGAUUGUUGCUUUUUUUUCUCAAGCAGUGAGUUUUGUUGCAGAAAUUUUGGUUUCGUUAAAAAGGAUACAGGAUUUUCUUCUCCUUCAAGAAAGAGAGAACGAUGCAGUCAAAACUGCAAGAGAAAGAGAAAAUUCAACCGAAUACGAAAUACGAAUGGAUAGUGUCACAGCUGCGUGGAAAAACGAAUUCGAACCAACAUUAAGUGGGAUAUCACUAAACAUGCAACCGAGAGAAUUAUUAAUUGUUAUAGGUCCUGUUGGAUCAGGGAAGACGUCUUUACUAAUGUCCGUUUUGGGAGAGAUUCCAAUUACUUCUGGUGAAGUGUCCGUGAAAGGAAAGAUUUCAUAUGCUUCUCAAGAAGCUUGGGUGUUCAACGCAACUAUCAGAGAAAACAUCUUGUUUGGAGAAGAAUAUCAAGAAGACAAAUAUAGAAAAAUCUUGCAUAUAACGGCACUAGAAAAGGAUAUUAGCUUAUUUCCUAAAGGAGAUAAGACAAUCGUAGGAGAGAAAGGAGUGAUAAUGAGCGGUGGGCAGAAAGCAAGAAUUAAUUUAGCAAGAGCGCUAUAUGUGGAUGCCGAUAUUUUCCUCCUGGAUGAUCCACUGAGUGCUGUUGAUGUUCCAGUGGCAAAACAUAUCUUCGAAAAGUGUAUAAUGGAAUAUUUGAAAGACAAGAUAUGCAUUCUAGUUACGCAUCAAAUACAAUUUUUAAACUCUGCGUGUAAAAUUUUAGCGUUAAAAAAGGGAAAAUGUGAAUCUAUUGGAAAUUUUAAACAAUUGGAAAAUUUAGAAAUGCAUACAGGAAUAUUACCAAAGAAAGAAGUUUCUGAAAAUAGCAUUGAUUUAGAGAGUGCGGUUUUUCAUGAUGAUGGUGAUGAUAAAAUUGAAAGUUUUCAAUGUGAUAUGAAUGAUAAAAUUGAAGACAGAAACAAAAGUAAUGAGAAUGCUGAAGAUAACCAAACACCGCAUGACAAUGAAGAGUUUAAUAAACCAGGAAUUUCAGUUUAUAAAUCAUACAUCAAUGCCGGAGCGGGACUUUUCUUAAAAAUUGUUAUUUUAUCCACGCUAAUUAUAGCUCAAUCCCUUACAAGUGCCAGCGACUAUUGGCUAAUCAAAUGGCUGCAAGAUAAAAGAAUAUAUAGCCACAGCAUAGACAAUCUCGAAAAUAUUACAUCUAAUACAAGUAUUUUUCACAACAUUGAAGACGAAAAUUUUUAUCACAGUGAAGAAUUCAACAUGUAUGUUUACAUUGGAUUGAUAUGUGCCGUAUUUCUAACGACUUUAUCUUCUGGAUUAUUGGUAUACAGAUUCUUUACAAUUGCUUCUUUCAAACUCCAUAACAAUAUGUUUCGUUGUAUCAUUCGAACUCCGAUAUCGUUUUUGGAUAACAAUCCCGUUGGAAAAAUUUUAAUUCGGUUUUCCAAAGAUGUUAAGUCAAUGGAUGAUUUGUUACCUUUCUUUACUUUCAUGCUGAUAAGAGGAUGUUUUAUUGUUGUCGGCAUGUGUGUUCUUCAAGCGAUACUCUGUCCUUAUCUAUUUAUAUUGAUUGCUGUCCUUUUAGUAAUAUUCUGUGCUUUGUGGACCAUCUUUAGCCAAGUGUUGAAAAGCGUAAAACAUUUGGAAGGAAAAUUGAGAAGCCCAGUAUUUUCACAUCUGAGUGUAUCUCUUUACGGACUGACGACAAUUAGAGCAUUUAACGCUGAAAGCAAAUUUAAAUCCAUGUUUAAUAAGUAUCAGGAUAAGCAUACUUCAACGUUGUUUAUUUACUUGUGUUUAAUUCGAUGGAUUUCCGUAUACGGUCACAUAAUUUGUUUCAUAAAUCUAAUUAUUACUGUUAUUAUUUUCGGUGUUUCAAAUAAUUCAGGUGACGCAGGAAGCAAAAUUGGACUUGCAUUAAAUUACGGAAUACUAAUAAUUACGAAUAUUCAAAGCUUUAUUACAUUUGCAUGUGAAAUGGAAUUUCAGAUGAACUCUGUAAAGCGCAUUCGGAAAUACAGCAAAUUGAAAUCGGAAGCAACGUACGAAAGUUUGCCCGAAAAACGGCCGCCCUCGGACUGGCCCCAAACAGGACAAAUUCAUUUCGAUAAUGUUUCUUUACAAUAUUCCGAGGAUGAAAACAUCGUUUUAAAGAAUUUGACUUUUCGUAUUGGCUCGGGAGAAAAGAUAGGAAUUGUCGGGAGAACAGGAGCUGGAAAGAGUUCAAUAAUUGCUUCGUUAUUUCGCAUGACGGAGACAACGGGAACAAUCACCAUCGAUGGAAUCGACACCAAAGAAAUCGGUCUUCGAGAUCUACGUAGUAAAAUAUCCAUCAUUCCUCAAGAUCCGAUGUUGUUUACCGGUCCUCUUCGAAGAAACAUCGACCCUUUCAACGAAUAUUCGGAAGAAACUCUGUGGAAAGUCAUGGAAGAGGUACAGUUAAAAGAAGUUAUUAGUAAAUUACCUGGAGGAUUGGAUACGCACUUAACGGAAGGAGGAAGAAAUUUCAGCGUGGGAGAAAGACAAUUAAUUUGUCUGGCCAGAACCAUUCUUCGCCGGAAUAAAAUUCUCGUCAUGGACGAAGCAACGUCCAAUAUCGAUAAAAGGACCGAUUCCUGUCUACAGAAAAUAAUUCGAGAAAGAUUUAAAUCUUGUACUGUGUUGACAAUAGCCCACAGAUUAAACACAAUCAUCGAUUCGGAUAGAGUGCUGGUACUAGAUACAGGAAAACUACAAGAAUUUGACUCGCCGUAUGCAUUACUGAAGAACGUAAAUGGUAUAUUUUAUAACUUGGUAAAGAAGACGGGAGUAACUUCAAUGAAUGAAUUAUACAAAAUUGCCAAAGAGAAAUAUUACGCUAAAGAAAGGGUCGAACAAACAAAACUAUAAAACAGUGGAUUGUCUUUAAUGUAUAUCCAUCUUUUAUAGAUACGGUGUUGUGUGUUUUUUAACUCUGUUUUUAGAAAUAUUAAUUUAAGUUCUUAAACAUUAAGUUAGUAUUUCCGCACAUCAUAUAAAACAUAAAAUUAAUAAUAUGUAAACAUUUGUGAGUUAAACUGUGAUAAACAUUACUGACAGUAAUCAGAAAGUAUAGGAGAUAAUAUUUUAGCUAUAUUUACAAUGGUUAAUUUAAGAAAUGAAGUGAAUUUUCAAGUAUUAAA